Messenger RNA from Acinonyx jubatus (cheetah), 6145 nucleotides. RefSeq names its product engulfment and cell motility 1 (gene ELMO1). The record is from RefSeq and is a predicted model, not a curated record. Gene Ontology annotation, biological process: actin filament organization; cell motility. The transcript is spliced from 7 exons. NCBI's taxonomy places the organism in Eukaryota, Metazoa, Chordata, Mammalia, Carnivora, Felidae. Gene Ontology annotation, cellular component: plasma membrane; guanyl-nucleotide exchange factor complex. Bases 4198 to 4941 code for a protein of 247 amino acids.
AAAGGUAUGUGAACUAUACACUAAAUUUGCUAAUAAUAAUUGUAAAUGGUACUAGCAAAUACCUAGCAAGCACGGAACAGAGAAUACAGGCUAUAAUGUGGGGGUUGAAAUGGAGAGAUUUCUUCUGAUUUUUAUCCAGAUGCCCAGGGAUGAUUUCCCCCUCCCCUAUUUCCCAGGUUUUGAUGCUUUGAUUCCCUUCUACUAUCUGUGCACAGCACAUGAUAAACACGAAGGUGUUUAGAAGCUUGAUGACAUGCCACCAACAGUACAUUUUGAGCCUCUGUAGUGCAGGUCCAUUACACUUCGUACCAAUUCUUGGGUGCUUGUUCAGGUAUAAACCAAUUAACUAAAUGUAGGUUUCUCUUUCUUGAGGUUCAUCGGCAGCUCUGAGGCUUGUGUAGACUCUUUCAUUGCCCAGUCUAGAAAGGAAAGAAUACACAGCAGUGGCCAAAUUAACUGAUAGUCUGUGAUCUCAGCAACACAACUACUGGACAAGGUUCUAGGGAAAAAUUCUUUGCAAGUUUCUCCAAAGACCAUGUGGCUGUUUGGUAUAAAGUGACCCCUUAUGGAAAUGUAGAUGAGGCUGCUUAUCUUUCAGAACUAAAACCGUGACUAGCUUGGUAAACCAGAGACCCUGCGUACUUGCUUUUGAAUAGAAGAGGAGGGUUGGAACAUACUCAAAGAAAUAUUCUGUCCACCUUGCAGUUUGUCUUCAAAGUGAAUUUUCUGGGAAAAAAAUUACCCAAAGAAAACUUACAACCUUCCUUAGUGUCCACAAUACUACAUGACCUACCUGUCUUGUUGCUAGCAUCUCUACCUCACUGGUGAAUCUGGUCUUUAAGAACUUCCAUGUUCUGGGGCGUCUGAGUGGCUCUGUCAGUGAAGUGUCCGACUUUGGCUCAUGAAUAUCAUGGUUCGUGGGUUUGAGCCCCGCAUCAGACUCUCUGUCAGACUCUGACAGCUCAGAACCUGGAGCCUGCUUCAGAUUCUAUGUCUCCCUCUCUCUGCCCCUCCCCAGCUCAUGUUCUGUUUUCUCUCAAAAAUAAAUAAUAAAAAUUUAAAAAAUGAUAACUCCCAUGUUCUUUCUUCAUAUACGUACUCCUAGAAGCUAUUGAGCUAUGUAUGCUCAGUACCCACUGUGCUAUGGUACCCACACUCAACUCGAGAGUUUGCAGUCAAUCAAAGGGAGGUAAACUUGGCUUAAUAGAGCUGCAUCCUUUGGGAUGGCUUACAGUAGUGAAACACCCUGCCCCCAUUCUCAAAAAAUUAAAAAAAAACUUUCUCUAUUUUAUACAUUGAAGAUUAAUUAAUUUCCUUUAUGCAAACGUCUCUUAGGAGUGAUUCUCAAGCUGUGGCGUGAAUGAGAAUCCCCUGGAGAACUUGGAGAAAUGUUCCUAGACUCCAUUCCCUGAGAUUCUGGUUUAGGAGGGUUGCGGACAGAUCCCAGUAAUCUCUAUUUUGAGGAUAAUCCCAAAUGGUUCUGACACAGAUAGUCCCUGUAGAUCACACUACAGCUGGAGCUAGAAUCCCUUGGUUCAGAAUCCCAGCUCUGCCACAUUUUAUCUUGGUAAACUAGGUCAAGUUAUUUAACCUACUAUGCCUCAGUUUCCACCUUCUGUAUAAUAGGGAUAAUAAUAAUACAGAGUUUUUGUGAGGAUUAAAUCAGUUAAUUAUAUAAAGUGCUUAGUAUGCUAUCUGGACUCUUAAUUGCUCAAUGAAUGUUAGGUAGAUCAGGCCAACAAAUUAUGGAUGCCUUGAAAUAGAUUAUUUUAUAAAUUGAGUUGUAUAGGUAUUUUGGGGGGCAGGGAAUCAUUUUAAUGGAGUCGUACAAUGGUUUGUCAUUGCUAAUAGGAUAAGAAACAAUCUCCUUAAUGUGAUUGUCUAGGACCCUACAGGUCUGGCCUUUGCUUGCCGUCCAGGCUCAUCUCACUCCAUCCUUUCAGUCAUUCUCACUGCAGUCAGCUGCAUUUGGCUUCUUUCAGGUUUUCAAAGAGGACACACUCCCUCCUAGGCAAUGUGCAUCUAGACAGGCCCUUCACAUGUGCCAUUCCUUAUGUCUGAGACACUAUUCCCCUCACUUUUAAUUCAACUUUUACUCUUCCUUUAGAUCUUAGCUUAAGUAUCUCUUCCUCUGAGAUACUUUUCCUAACCUCACUAGGUUAAAUCUUUUCCUUUGUGCUCUCCUUCAUAUCCCAUAUAAAAGUUAUACUUUCAUAUUUUUUUUGCCUCCUCUAGUAAAGUUAUUUUGCCAUAGGGCAAAAACCAUGCCAGUUAGUUUUGUCACUAGCACAGUGCUUGGCACAUAAACACUCACUGUGUACGGUGGAAUAAUUGAUUACAUUUGCUUGAGGGAAGACCAGGUUGGAAUGACAUGUUUCUGUAUUUAAAAAGUGGUGAUUUGAACAGUCUCAGGAGGGUGACAGUGCAAGGGGUAGGUGUCCUCAUGGUAGAGGAGAGUAGGCAGAACAGGUUAGGGAUGUUCCAGAAAGGUAGUCAAAAAACCCCAAGAUAUCCACUGCCCUGGAGGGUGGAGAUCGUCUGGACAAUGCUGAGAAAGAUGGCCAGAGUUGGAUUUGGGUGCCAGAGAGUCAGUACAUGGAUGAGAAUUCCUUCCCAAGAUCACAAGGGCAAAAAGACAAAAUGGAAAACCAGGAUUCGGAUUCUUGAAGGAUUCUCUAACUUAUGCCAGAAUCAUAGCCUUCUUUGACACUUGACAUCUUCAGUCAGUCUUUGUACAGAGUUGAAGGCUUCCACAGACACACAGAUGAGAUUAUCACCCUCUCAGUCCCCUCUUGGGUCUGACCUGGCCAUGCAGCCAUUUAUUGCUCAGUGGUGGCCCCUGCUGUUAAUGAGAAAGAUAGCACAUCCAGAGUCUGACAUUAACUCUGGUCAUGUAACUAGCAGAAUUUGGAGAAAACAGGAGAGGAGUCAGGGGGGAUGUAAAUGGACUGAGGAAAUCCCCAAGGAGACCCCCACUGUUCAGGGUGCCUUGUGAGUUGCUAGGGCAAGAGAAGAAGCUAAGCCUAAAGAUUUUGUGCUUAAAAAUCUUCUAUAAGCUUCUCAGGUUAAUUGCUUCUCAGUUUAAUUCACAGUGCCCCCUGAGAAAUGCCAUUGCAAACUUUUAUUUGGAGCCUUUCAGGGCCAUUAGAUGACAAAUAUUUUUAAAGAGCCCCACUAACUCUUUAGGUUAACUUCUAGUAAAUUUUAAUUAGGGGUGGAGACACAGUAUUUAUGCUCGUUUACAUCCUGAAUAAGAAUCAGAGUAUAGAUCCUUCCGUAAGAAUCCUGCUGGGAUGCACUCCUGUGUACACACAUUUCUGGGCAUGUGAGCACCUCUGGCAUGUGUGUGCUAUGUAUACAAAGUAAGGCAGUUACAUGACAUUUCUGGACAAAAACUGAAUGUGAAGACAAGAAGAGAGAAAGCAAACUAACAAUCAAAUAAAAGUAGGGAGAGGGGGAGAGAUGAGAUUGCAGUUGAUUAUGGGUCUGGCAGCAGAUGUUCUACACGAAUCCAACUCGCUGCAGCCAGUCUGUUUCCAUGGCAACAGAAUCAGUAAUUAUUGAGCCCAGGCGCUCCCCCCUCCUUUCUUGCAACAAGGUGGAGGCUGAUGAAUAUGAACUAUCUCUAGCCCAUCACCAGCUCUUUCUUUUUCUUUUUCUUCCUCUUUUUCUUCCUUUUUUUUUAAAGUUCUUUAUGGGAAAAGUGGAGGUAUUGAGGAAUACCGAGAAGAGGAGCUAUGUAAUACAUAUUGAUGAAAGAGCAUAGGGCACUAAAAUUGAAAGGAAGCUAUUAUUUUUUCUCUUGUGAUACUGUAAGAGAAAAGCUCUUCCUAGAAAAGCCGAUGAUCUCUGAAGAUGCUAAAUAAAUGAGCAGGAGUUUCCCUGAAAUGGAGGCUCCCUUUGAUUGGCUGAUCUUUCUGCGAUUCCUGCCAAUCGGAGCACCCCUGGGCUCCAGCUCCAUAAACAUAAGCAAAGCUACAUGCUUAUUCUUCUGGACUCGAAGUGUGUAGCAUUCAAAGGUGUGCGGCAGGUCUCUAUUCACAUGGCUCAACUGGAAACCUAUUUCAUGAACAAGCUUACUCAGGAACCAUCUGGUAUUCCAGCACAUUGUUCUUCUAGGGGACGACUCUAAGUCAUUUGGUGGCGGCUUAGCAGCAGUAUUGUAGUUGGGAAAGAUGGACUUACGGGAGCUUGGUAAUGCAGGUGGUGAAGGAGCAGGUUAUGAGAGCUCUCACAACCAAGCCUAGCUCCCUGGAUCAGUUCAAGUGCAAACUGCAGAACCUGAGCUACACCGAGAUCCUGAAAAUCCGCCAGUCUGAGAGGAUGAACCAGGAAGAUUUCCAGUCUCGCCCGAUUUUGGAACUAAAGGAGAAGAUUCAGCCAGAAAUCUUGGAGCUGAUCAAACAGCAACGCCUGAACCGCCUUGUGGAAGGGACCUGCUUUAGGAAACUCAACUGCCGACGGAGGCAAGACAAGUUUUGGUACUGUCGACUUUCACCCAACCACAAGGUUCUGCAUUAUGGAGACUUGGAAGAAAGUCCUCAGGGAGAAGUGCCCCACGAUUCCUUGCAGGACAAAUUGCCGGUGGCAGAUAUCAAAGCGGUGGUGACGGGGAAGGACUGCCCUCAUAUGAAAGAGAAAGGUGCCCUUAAACAAAACAAGGAGGUGCUUGAACUUGCUUUCUCGAUCUUGUAUGACUCAAACUGCCAGCUGAACUUCAUAGCUCCUGACAAACACGAGUACUGUAUCUGGACAGAUGGGCUGAAUGCGCUGCUGGGGAAAGACAUGAUGAGUGAGCUGACCCGGAAUGACUUGGACACCCUACUCAGCAUGGAAAUCAAGCUCCGCCUCCUCGACUUGGAAAACAUUCAGAUCCCCGACGCACCUCCACCCAUCCCCAAGGAGCCCAGCAACUAUGACUUCGUCUAUGACUGUAACUGAAGUGGCCAGGCCCAGAAGCACCCCCUCCAAAACUGGAAAAUCUAGCUAAUGGGAGAGAAGAAUGAAAACACACCCACGCCUUGGAACCCUCUCGCGGUCAAGAGAAGCUGUGGGUCAACACUUUCUUUGGCCUCACCUCUAGCCCCAGCGUUCUUCUGCCCCUAACUGGCAUCCUGCUCACUGCCCUGAUUCUGUUUCUAGACUCCAUUGCUUUAGGUCACUUCCCAUGCUACAGUCUACUGGUGGGAGCAGAGCAAAACCCACCGCCAAUAAGAGAUCCAAAGGGCCCUUCCGUCCUAUCCCCCAUCAGGCACAUCCUCCCUCCCCGGAAUGUGUAAGCCGGCAGCUCCAGACUGCCCCCAAACCUGCCCGCCAGACGGAAGGGAGUGCCCCAGUGCUUGCGUCUGGAAGAAACAGCCUAGCUUCUCAAGAAGACCAAACACCACCUCCUCGUUCCCUUUCUCUCUAGAGUCCGCUCACACCACCAGUUCCGUGUGAAUUGAAAUAGCUUCCAAAUCCCUUCCCUCCUCCGUCCAGGCCUUUGCCUCGUGCUGUUCCUCUCUGGUCCCAAGAGCAGCAGCAGCAGCCUCGUCCUAGCUUUCGCCAGCACCGGGUCUCCCGGACACAGUCCCAGGUCCCAUGCCCACUUCACAUCUGCACUGUGACUGUGACCUACCUUCCUUCCUCGCCAGCUAGUCUUGGGUGUCCUCUCUCUGCCCCAGCCCACACCUGCCUUCUUCAUGCCUCACACCCUUCCGGCCCCUUCGCUGAAAGCACAAAUGGUGAAAUCAGUUGUCGUCCCCAUCUCUAAUAUACUAAACCUAAUGCCUCUGUGGCAGGCGGCCCCUGUCUAAAGGUUUGGUGUUACCUUGUGCUGGGGGUUCUGCUGCAAACAGGCUCCACGGGAUGGUCAAGCUGUCAGACAUCCAAGUUUACAUCACUGUAAUUAUUACAAGUAUUGACAACUUGCAAGGGUUUGGGGUUGUUGUUUUUUUGUUUUUUUGUUUUUUUUUUUUUUUUUGCUUUGUUUUUGUACAAAAGAGUCUAACAUUUUUUUGCCAAACAGAUAUAUAUUUAAUGAAAAGAAGAGAUACAUAAAUGUGUGUACUUUCAAGGUUUUUUUUAAUUAUUAUUUUAAUCCUAAACAUCUUCCUGAGAAUAACAUUCCCUUACACAUGCUGUGGAAUAAAAUUAAUUGUGAUGA